AGGAGCUUUGGGGCAGCCUGCUAUAAAACGCCUCUCCCCAGAGUAGAGGGGCCAGAGGAGUAAAAGCUAGUCAUUCAGAUUGGAACCUAUCAGAUCCUCACUUGUUCUUGACGGAGUAUUUCAACAGAUUGUUUCGUGUUGCGUUAUACUACAGACGGGACCAUGAUGAUCCCAAGCGUCCUUGCGCCUAAUGCGAUGUACCCAGGCCUUUACCGCCCCUCCGCCUCCAUGCCGCUCCAACGGUCUCUGCAGAACGCGUUUCCAACCCACUCCAGCUUUCUAGUGGAGGACCUGCUGCGGAUAAGCAGGCCGGCGGAGUACCACUUCAGCCGGACGCUCCCCUCAGCAAGCGUCUCCCCGGCGACAACCACCACAACCAUGUCCUUCAGUGCCAUGCCACAGGAGCGCAUCGUCUCUCCAACUGCCUCGACGCGUGAAUCAUGCUCUCCGAAAAUGUCACAACCGAGUAGUAAAGACCCAACUUAUCUUAAAUUUGGAGUCAGCGCAAUCCUGGCACCAUCACCAAAGACCGCAUCGCUGCCCCCCGCCAUCCACCACAGUAUGCACCCCAAGGCCUUCUCUCUCCCCUACUUCGACGGAUCCUUUCACCCCGCCUUCUUCAGGUCGACAUAUUUCCCAGCGUCUUCAUCCGUCGUGCCCAUCCCAGGGACCUUCUCUUGGCCACUGGCCAACAGAGGGAAGCCGAGGAGAGGGAUGCUCAGACGGGCAGUGUUCUCUGACGUGCAGCGCAAAGCUCUGGAGAAGAUGUUCCAGAAACAGAAAUACAUCAGCAAACCAGACAGGAAGAAGCUGGCCUCAAAGCUCGGUCUCAAAGACUCGCAGGUUAAAAUCUGGUUCCAGAACCGCAGAAUGAAGUGGAGGAACUCUAAAGAGAGGGAGCUCCUGUCUUCAGGAGGUUGUCGCGAGCAGACCCUGCCCACCAAAACGAACCCACACCCAGACCUCAGCGACGUCGGCAAGAAGUCCUCCGCGGAGGAGGACGAGAUGGAAGAGAACCCAUUCGGCGCUAGAGGCGCGCCUGGCCUUUGCCAUUCCCCCGCAGCGGGGCACGAGCUGUCCAACAGCGGCGGAUCGAACCUCUCGUCGCCAUCUCUCUCCAGCAAGCACUCGGAAUUCUCAGAAUCAGAUGAAGAAGAGAUCACAGUUUCUUAAUUGAUUUAUAAAAACUCAGAUAUGUUUAUAAAAUGGUUAUCCACAGGUUAACUGUACCUAUGUGACCAUGUUUGCAAGAGUCUGUAUCCCUUAAUUUAGACCCAACUACUAAGAAAUGUAUUUAUUUCAUAUUCCAAAAUAUUUUCAAACAAUGAACUUCUGUCAAAUCAAUUUAGGCUACAUCCAUGAUUUUUUUCUUUUAAAAAUAAUGGCAAGGUUUAUUUUAUAGAAAGGGCCGGCUCUAGCCUUCUGGGGGGCCCUAAGGGAGAUUUUGUUGGGGGGCCCCCACCUAGAGGGCAAUUUUAUUUUAGUGGCUCCCCUCUUGACAGCACGGUUUUAAAGGUCUACACACUUUGCCAUUGGGUGGAAAGAAAAUGUGGCAUUUUUAUAACACAUUUCAUGCAAUUCUACUCAUUUUCCCAUGGAGUUGUAAGACAUUUUUGCAGCUUUACAUUUUUUUUUUUUUGCAGUUCUGCCAUGGUGUGGAUAGAAAAUAUUGACAUUUUAUAAUAAUGUCAUUAAAUUCUACUCAUUUUGCCAUGACAUGACAUGAGUGAUUAAUGGGGCCCUGGGCUCGGUCGGAAUUCGGGCCAUGAUUUUCUACAAGUUUAGAUGACUGGCUAGACUAACUUACCAAUCUAAAAAUUGUUUGCAGGAAUGGCUAAUUGAGUGACUGUCAGUGACUGACAAAACAAGAGAAGAGCUGCUGAUGCACAACCAAAUUUCAAACUUGCACCUUGUGUAUUCUACUAUUCUAACUCUCAACAGUAAGUUGAGAACCUGACUGAGUUAAAAACAAUUAUAUAAUGGGCCCAAGUGGCCCUAAGCGACAGCUUAUAUCGCUUAUGCCUGGAGCCGUCCCUGCUUAUAGGAUAUACUUAGAAAUGAUUUGCUGUUUUGCACAGCUCUUUCAAUUGUACAGUAUUUUGUACAACUAUUUGUAUGGAUAUUUUAUGCCAAGAAAAUGGAGUUACCUGGACUUACAGUUUUUAUUGAAAAGUGUAGACAUUUCGUGCAUAAUUUAUACGGAUUUGUUAAUUCAAUGUAUUGUGUGUGUGUGUGUGUAUAUAUAUAUAUAUAUAUAUAUAUAUAUAUAUAUAUAUAUAUAUAUGUGUGUGUUAAUAUUUCACUAUGUUUGUUAUUUCAAUGUAUUGUGUGUAUAUGUGUUAAUAUUUCACUAUGUUUUGUACAAAUACCAAAUAAAAUGUAACAGCUACAUGGUAUAACUUCUGUUACAAAACGGAAAUGAACAACAGUAGAAAUCAUUAAAUAGAUCGAUAGGUUUAUGCUAGCAGAGAGCCAUAAUUGAUAGUCACAUUGCAUGAAUUAAUAAAUAACCAUGAUUUUUAUUGAAUCACAAAUAACUUAAGACUAGUACAGUGAUCUUCAGAAUCAGUUCUCCAAGCUCUGGAGAGAACAUUGACGAUAAACUCCACACGCCUGCUCUGACGCAAAAGAGACUGUACACAAAAUACUCAUUUUCAAGUAGUUACAAAUGGGCUAGAAAAGUCAUCAAAAUGUUGCAAGGUAAUCAAGUAUUUACACUGUUAUGUUACAUAUGUUUUUGUGUUUUUUUUUUUUUUUUUUUU
Oncorhynchus mykiss (rainbow trout) is the source of this 2762-nucleotide messenger RNA. RefSeq names its product homeobox protein DBX1-A. The record is from RefSeq and is a predicted model, not a curated record. Gene Ontology annotation, biological process: cell differentiation in spinal cord; regulation of transcription by RNA polymerase II. NCBI's taxonomy places the organism in Eukaryota, Metazoa, Chordata, Actinopteri, Salmoniformes, Salmonidae. Gene Ontology annotation, molecular function: DNA-binding transcription factor activity, RNA polymerase II-specific; DNA binding.